Messenger RNA from Cyprinodon variegatus (sheepshead minnow), 2213 nucleotides. RefSeq names its product twinfilin-2-like. Gene Ontology annotation, molecular function: actin monomer binding; actin filament binding. The transcript is spliced from 11 exons. Lineage: Eukaryota; Metazoa; Chordata; Actinopteri; Cyprinodontiformes; Cyprinodontidae. Gene Ontology annotation, biological process: positive regulation of neuron projection development; actin filament depolymerization; barbed-end actin filament capping. The coding region runs from base 378 to 1484 and encodes 368 amino acids. The record is from RefSeq and is a predicted model, not a curated record. Gene Ontology annotation, cellular component: actin filament; myofibril; cytoplasm.
UUGACCUCUGGUGAGAACAUCUUCGGUUCUCCACACUGACCCAAGACAAGACAGGGAGCGACCCACUUAGGACUCCCCCACUGAGACCAUUAACACUGCUGCCAUCGAUACGUGAAGCGUUUCAGAUCACUCAUUGGGGAGGCAUAUCCACUGACAGGCACGUUAUUACUCAUUGGCCGCACUUCCGUAGAUUGUGUUUCAGACGUUAGGGAGCUCCCGAGUCAUCCUCCAGGCGUUUAUGUCACUUGUACGUGUGGCUGGAUCUGUCUGCCAUCGGAGGAGAGGCCACUCACCUGCAGAGAGAGAACUCUGAAGACCUGGAAGGGGUCUCUGUUGCAUGAUAGGUACAGCAAACUGUGAACACUGACUGUCAAAAGAUGUCCCACCAAACUGGAAUUAAUGCAACACCCGAGCUUAAACAGUUCCUGGCUCGAGCAAGAAGAGGUUCCAUCAGAAUAAUGAAGAUCAUAAUCAGCAAUGAGGAGUUGGUGUUAGAUUCAUACAGAGAGCCUGCCCAGAGCUGGGACAAGGACUUUGAUCAGUUUCUGCUUCCUCUUCUAAAGCCUCAGGAGCCCUGUUACAUCCUUUACCGUCUGGAUUCCCAGAAUGCACAGGGACACGAGUGGAUAUUCAUUGCAUGGUCGCCUGACCAAUCACCAGUGCGGCAGAAGAUGAUGUACGCUGCAACCCGUGCCACAUUGAAGAAAGAGUUUGGAGGAGGUCACAUCAAAGAUGAAAUGUUCGGCACAGUCGAGGAUGAUCUGUGCUUUCAGGGAUAUAUACGCCACAGAGCCUCCUGCUCCUCUCCAGCUCCUCUUACAGCAGCCGAACAAGAGCUCCAACGAAUAAAAGUCACUGAGGAUAAAGUGGUCUUGGAUGAACGGAGAAGAAUCGGAACCCCAACUGCACGAGCAAGGGUCACAAUGGAGUUUGGUUUAGACAGGAGGACUCAGACUCUUCAGGGUCUUGCCUUCCCUUUACAAGAAGAUGCCAAACGAGCUCUGCAGCAACUAAAGCAGAAACGAAUCAACUACAUUCAGCUGAAGCUGGAUGUGGAAAAAGAGACGAUUGAGUUGGUUCACACCAAACCCACAGAAACCCACGAGCUUCCCUUCAGGAUUCCUACAGAUUCUCCUCGAUAUCACUUCUUCAUCUUCAAGCAUUCCCAUCAAGGCCAGAUUCAGGAGGCGCUGGUCUUUAUAUACUCGAUGCCUGGCUACACCUGCAGCAUCAAGGAGCGGAUGCUGUACUCUAGCUGUAAGAAUAGGUUACUGGAGGAGGUGGAGAGAGACUAUCACUUGGAAGUCACCAAGAAGAUGGAGAUAGACAGCGGCGAUGGGCUGACAGAAGAAUUUCUCUAUGAGGAGGUUCAUCCCAUAGAGCACACCUUAAAGCAGGCCUUCGCUAAGCCCCAUGGACCAGGAGGGAAGAGGGGCAACAAACGCCUCAUCAAGGAGAGGGGAGAGAACGGGGGGGAGAAUUAGACAUCACACCCAAAAAAUAUCUGCAAGCAAUUUUAGAAAUAUUGAAUACUGAUUGCCUGUUAUUUCCAUGUUAAGUUUUUUGUCACUUGUUCUAUAUUGCUAUUCAAAGAUAAUUUUUGAAAGUAAAAUUAAGUAAGGUGUAGAUCUGUCCUAAAGGUAAAACUAAUAAGUCACUAUAAAGAUCUGUCUAAAGGCUGAUUUAUUUUGGGCAACUUUUCCACUCUCCUCUAAAGCUUCUGUUGUCCAACAGUUAGGCUGUCCACAAAAAGGGAUGUCAUGCAGCCAAAGUUUUCACAGAUCCACACAAAACACUGAGAGCUGAGCGUCACUGCUCGGUGCACAGCUAACAGGCGUUUGGCCUAAUUUUACAGUCAGCGUUUUUUAUUGUGGAAAUAUACCUGUUGUGAUGGGCAGCACUCUUGACACCUUUUGAUAUUCCAGUUAGACAAAUGUAAGAAGCCUUAAAACAAAUUAAUCUUUUAUUUUGGUAGUAUACUCUCACACUUUUCUGAACUUUUUUUUUUUCAUUUGGGGACAUCAAUUCAAUGUAGGAAACAUGGAAAUAACUAAACUCUCACAACCUGAUGUUAUAAAGCUGUUUUUUUACUUGAGGUUUCAAGAUUAUCUAGGUGUGUAGGAACUUUUAGGUACUGUUUACUUGGGGAUUAGAAAUGCUGGAACACAGAAGCACAUUUUUCUUACCCUUUCCUUAAAAGGGUAAAAAGACAG